GAUUUCCUUUCUGCUCUGUUUCAGCUCUGUUUCAAAUAACAAUAGUCAGUCACGUUGUUGAUAGAUCUGUCACAACAAAAAGAACGAAUUAUUUUUACACUAUUUAAUUGAUUAUAAUUCGUAAUAUAAUGAAGCCUACGCUUGUAGCAGAUGAAAUGUUUCCAGAAGGUGCCGGGUCUUACAUCGAAUUAGAAGAGGUGGGUGGCAGUCGAUUAUUAGUUGAUUUGACUGCAAGUGAAAAAGCAGUGCACUCAGACUUCUUCAAUGAUUUCGAUGACCUGUACGAUGAUGAGGAUACUGAAAUAUGGUAAUUACGUGUUAUAUACUACUAACAUUUAAAUAUGUUUCUUAAUAUAAAAGUAAAAUUGCAUAAAGAGUCACAGAUAUUUUGUAAA
This is a messenger RNA of Ceratina calcarata, 395 nucleotides long. RefSeq names its product COP9 signalosome complex subunit 9. The record is from RefSeq and is a predicted model, not a curated record. Lineage: Eukaryota; Metazoa; Arthropoda; Insecta; Hymenoptera; Apidae. The transcript is spliced from 3 exons. Bases 129 to 311 code for a protein of 60 amino acids.